CACAACACCAGCCAGGAUAACGAGCCCCACGACAGACCGCUGGUGUGCUGUGCCGGCUUCAUGACCAGGCAGCGGCGCUCACUGGCGUAUUCGGCGGAAUACGAGUUUGGCGACGACAAUCUCCUAACUGCGACGUACCAUGAGGAGACGCGGCUUCGCAACCAACAGCGAGUCAAGCACGCCCAGUCUGUCCUCGAUACGGAGGCCGAUGAACGCACCGUGAACAAUGCCAAACGGAUUCAGCAGGAGCUAGAUAGAAAGACCGAGAUCUUGCAACACAACCAAAUACUGCUUCAACGUCUCGAGCGCAUCCACAAGAAGCUGCCGAAGCAGUUCGACGUCUCGCAUCAUACCGAUGAGCAUCUCAACGCACAGCGACCCUCCAACAUCCCGCUGUGGCAGCGCGAGCAAGAGCGAAUUGCCGAAGAGAAUAGGAAGAUGAAGCGAAGACUGGACCAGACCAAAUCGUUGUUUGACACCAAGCAGCUCGCAGCAGACGCUGCCAAGUACCGCUAUUUCUCCGAGCAGCUAUCGAAAGCCGACAGACGCCUCCAGGUGAAGCAAAAGUGCAAGCAGCUCGAGCUCCAAGCCAAUUCCAAGCGCAACGGCAACGAUACCCACACAGCAUCCCACAAGGUCGAGAGUAAGUAUGCGGCACCUCCAGAAAGCUUCCCAACGGUGACAAGCACCACCAAGCUCAUCCGUGCGUCAGACUUGUUGCCGCGCCUCGGACACUGA
This is a messenger RNA of Phytophthora sojae, 738 nucleotides long. RefSeq lists its product as hypothetical. The record is from RefSeq and is a predicted model, not a curated record. Bases 61 to 738 code for a protein of 225 amino acids. NCBI's taxonomy places the organism in Eukaryota, Oomycota, Peronosporomycetes, Peronosporales, Peronosporaceae. The transcript has 3 exons.